AGCCAAAGCGCGCGCGGCCUCCAAGUAAUAUCUCAUAUCACUAGCAGCCUACUAGCAGCGAUUUUUAGGCGAAGACAAGAACGCCCUCUUCAUCCUUCAGCAGAUCUUCCCUAAGCUCCCAAUGGGAUCCAAUCAAGUUUGAUCAUCCAGGCCCCUGUCUUCAUUCCGUCUUUUAUUAUCAUGCACAAUCCCGUCUGCUCCCCAGGAUGAAGUUCGCCAAAGAGUUAGAACAGGAGCUGGUUCCUGAAUGGCGUGCUAAAUACCUGGAUUACAAGACCGGCAAGAAGAAAGUCAAAGCUAUCGCUCGGGCAAUUCAAAAGACCAAUCGAAGUCCUCGGCAUCCGUCUCUCAGACGUACAGCUACUGGACCUGGUGAUCAAAUCAUUACACCCUCUGGCACGUUUCGCUCCUCGCCUGGUCAAACUUCGGACAACAAGAGACUCGAAGUUCCCAACUCGUUCCGCAGCCCGCCAAUCCCGGUCCGGGGCGAUGCCCAUGCGACGACGACGUCCAGAUCGACUCCUGGCCAACGCGAUGAACGUCAGCCCUUGCGAGUCCCGGGAUCGCGCUUUUCCGCGGUCAUGGGAAGUUAUGGCAGCAUCAUAGCGUCCCCCCACAGCAUGGCGCAGCAGCUUCGGAUUUAGUCUCUCUAGAGCUCCCUGACCCAGCUCUCGAUCCGAAGGAUGAUGUCUCCUAUUCGCCCCCAAGAGACACAAUACGGCGAGGUGUACCAAAGACCCCGUCACCGGUGCUGUCUCGGCGUGAGACCAACCGAAGUCUGUCUCAUGAUGCCGCCAGUAGAAGUCCUGCCGCAAAGCACGCGGGGAGCAAGGGAAGCU
This is a messenger RNA of Aspergillus novofumigatus IBT 16806, 839 nucleotides long. RefSeq lists its product as uncharacterized. The transcript is spliced from 3 exons. The coding region runs from base 207 to 644 and encodes 145 amino acids. The record is from RefSeq and is a predicted model, not a curated record. Lineage: Eukaryota; Fungi; Ascomycota; Eurotiomycetes; Eurotiales; Aspergillaceae.